Nematolebias whitei (Rio pearlfish) is the source of this 1331-nucleotide messenger RNA. It is a transcript of the gene kdm8, whose product is annotated as lysine (K)-specific demethylase 8. The record is from RefSeq and is a predicted model, not a curated record. The transcript has 8 exons. Gene Ontology annotation, molecular function: histone H3K36 demethylase activity. Gene Ontology annotation, cellular component: nucleus. NCBI's taxonomy places the organism in Eukaryota, Metazoa, Chordata, Actinopteri, Cyprinodontiformes, Rivulidae. Bases 96 to 1331 code for a protein of 411 amino acids.
ACCGUUAGCAUACUUGUAGUUUCACAAGCAGUCGACUCACCUUGUUGAGUUACUGGUGUAAAUGGCGUUAUAACAGAACACAGACAUUUUCUUCAAUGGCGUCUUUGUGGUCAAAGAUCUCAGCUUCUCUACCGGUUAAUGAAGAACAGUUUCCACUUCAGUUUGGUGAUAAAGUGGAGUCAAGUGUGUUGGAAAUGCUGAAAUGGUCCAGACAACAGCUUUACAGCAACACAACAAGUGCCAGCCGAAUGCUUAAUGCUCAGAUCAUUUUGGACAUUUCGUGGGAGAGACUCAACACCGGGACGUGGCGCCAUGUGGACAAAGACUGGAGGCGAGUUUACUCCUACGGCUGCUUGUUCAAAGUGGCUGCACUGUGUCAAGGAAACCCAUCAGAGAAUGACGUCCUGCAGGCUGUCAAGACUUGUGACAUGGGUUUACUCAUGGGUGCAGCCAUCUUGGAUAACAUACUUCAGGUUUUCGUUAGGAUUCUGCACAGAGAAUUGAGAAACACUUCUAAAGAAGAGGAUAAAAGUGAAUAUGCUGAGACAAAGAGAAUAAAGAUUGUGAACCCGUGUGCGCCUUUAAUCAAAGAAGAGUUGGCAGUUUCCAGAAUUAAGUGUCCUUCACUGGAAAGCUUCAAUGCAAACUACUUGCUUCCUCUCAAGCCAGUGAUUUUAGAACGGAUAAUCGACCACUGGCCCGCCCUCAACAACCAUCCCUGGAGCAUAGAGUACCUGAGGUCUGUGGCCGGCUGUCGGACCGUUCCUGUAGAGGUGGGAUCCAGGUACACAGACGAGGACUGGUCACAAACACUGCUGACGGUCAACGAGUUCAUCGACAAAUACAUUUUGAAUAAAGUUCAGACUUCUCAAAAUGGAGAGAAAGCUUUGGGUUAUCUUGCUCAGCACCAACUUUUUGAUCAGAUACCAGAGCUAAAGGAAGAUAUCCGCAUCCCGGAUUACUGUUGUCUUGGUGAAGGAGAAGAGGAUGACAUCACUGUAAAUGCAUGGUUUGGACCUGCAGGCACAGUGUCUCCUCUUCACCAGGAUCCUCAGCAGAACUUUCUGGCUCAGGUGGUGGGAAGCAAAUACGUUCGGCUGUAUUCCCCCGAGGACACAGACAAGCUUUACCCUCAUCAAUCACAGCUGCUCUACAAUACCAGUCAGGUGGAGGUGGAGAAUCCAGAUGCUGAACGCUUCCCUGAGUUUGCCAAGGCUCUGUAUGUGGAAUGUGUCCUGCAGCCUGGAGACGUGCUGUUCAUCCCCGUCAAGCACUGGCACUACGUCCGGUCGUUGGACGUGAGCUUCUCUGUCAGCUUCUGGUGGUCAUAA